Molecule: messenger RNA, 8342 nt
Organism: Paramormyrops kingsleyae
Lineage: Eukaryota; Metazoa; Chordata; Actinopteri; Osteoglossiformes; Mormyridae
Gene: hecw2b
Product: HECT, C2 and WW domain containing E3 ubiquitin protein ligase 2b
Biological process (GO): regulation of dendrite morphogenesis; ubiquitin-dependent protein catabolic process; protein ubiquitination
Cellular component (GO): cytoplasm
Molecular function (GO): protein binding; ubiquitin protein ligase activity
Source: RefSeq, a predicted model, not a curated record
GUCGAGGAAACAGGAAUCGAGAGAAUAUGCCCGAUAUUUAAUAUUAUUUAAUAUAGGCCUAUGCUUAACACGUUUAAUCGCUUGUAUAAUAAAUAAUAUGUGUCGUAUAAAAUAGUGUAUAGUUUCGUUAUCUAUUAUGUAAAGGAGUCGUCUAUUAGAAACCAUACACCCCGCCCCGUCGUCCUCCAGCCCUUUCCUACGAUUUCUCCCUCCCUCAAAAUCUCUCUGCAGGAUGACUUUCUUUUUAGUCGCCACUGCUCAUACUGUUAUCGCCUCUUGACUGAACAUUUCAAAUAUUUUAUAGGAUAUACAAAGGAAUAAACGGGUAAUAAGAUUCUGGAGAUUUCUUCCGUGGCGUUCGCUCUGAUAUGGAUGGUGGAAAGCAUAGCUCGAAGCUGGCUAGCGGAGCACACAGGAGCCUGGGGAAAUAUGGAACAGUGUUUAGUAACUUGCAUGAAGCAUGUCCUCUCAACUGAAAUGUCUGUGUUUGCAUUUUUACCCAAAAACAGUAAAAUCUUUAUUUCCUUUUUGUUUUUCUUUCAUCCCUUUUCUCAUCACCUUCACAUUUUAGUUAUUUUCCAAGCCUCUACUUGCUUUUCACUCUCUACUCUUGUUGACCCCAUCUUUCUCCUCGCCCUUCUGUCUUCCUCUUCUGUUAUCCCUCUUGUAUAUUAAGCUUUGCCCUCCCUUCUUAGAUGGGAGUAUGAACUGGAAGUUUCAGUUAGCCAAACUUCCUCAAUAAUACUUCCAAACAUAAAAGGGCCACUCAAGCCCCAUUUCAAAAAAGAAAAAACACAGAAUGGAACCACAUGAUUCCUGCUCUGUAGACCUGAAUAGGUCCUUCGGUCUUAAGUUUUUCCAAUGAAGGAAAAAGAUCUGAAUUUCUGAGUCUGACACAUGUUGGUUAACAUUAAGAUGCAAAUACACAGUCAGAAACAAAUUUGAUUAAGACAUCUCAAAGACUGCUAUAGAGUGACUGCAGUCUUAUCUAUAAAGGCACAGUGGUCACAACAGAACUGUACCUGCCCUGUUUUCUACUUUGUCUGGUUUCACACCAGUAUAUCCACCAUUCGUCCAUCUCUUGCCACGGCUGUACUCCCCUCCCGUCCCCGUCCCCAACCCCCUCCUCCAAUCACUAUGGCAGCCACAGCCCGGGAGCAUUUGCUGGUGGUGCGACGGCGCAGCCCUCAGAUGCGCUAUACAUUGAGUCCAGAGAACUUGCAGAGCCUGGCAGGUCAGAGCCCAGGGCCAUCUGAGACACUGGGCUUACAGCGGGCCAACAGUGACACUGACCUGGUCACCUCUGACAGCCGUUCCUCCCUCACUGCCUCUGUGUACGAGUUCACUUUGGGCCGAUCGCAGAAUCUUAUUAUAUCAUGGGAUAUCAAGGAGGAAGUGGAUGCUACUGACUGGAUUGGCCUCUACCACAUAGAUGAGACUUGCCCUGCUAAUAUGUGGGAUUCUAAGAAUCGAGGUGUUAAUGGCACUCAACGUGGGCAGAUUGUAUGGAGGUUGGAGCCUGGGCCUUACUUCAUGGAGCCUGAGACCAAGAUUUGCUUUAAGUACUAUCAUGGAGUGAGUGGGGCCUUAAGAGCCACUACUCCCUGCAUUACCAUCAAGAACCCUGGUGUUGUGGGAGAUGCUGAAGGUCAAGUAGAAGGACAUGUGUUAACAGAACAUUGCCGUAAGCUUGUCAGUUUUACUUUAUCAGACAUCCAAGCUCUUGGUCUGAAAAAGGGCAUGUUCUUCAACCCUGACCCUUACCUGAAAAUGUCCAUAAAACCUGGAAAGAAGAGUAGCUUCCCCACCUUUGCACAUCAUGGGCAGGAAAGACGAGCUUCCAUCAUUGCCAAUACAACUAACCCUGUCUGGCAUGGAGAGAAGUACACCUUCGUAGCUCUUGUUACAGACGUUUUGGAAAUUGAAGUAAAGGAUAAGUUUGCCAAAAGCCGACCGAUUAUCAAGCGCUUCUUAGGCCAGCUGACAAUUCCAAUACAGAGACUCCUAGAGAGGCAUAUAACCAGGGAUCAACUACUUACUUUCACACUCUGUCGCCGUUUGCCUACUGAGCAUGUGAGUGGUCAGCUGCAAUUUCGAGUGGAGAUCACCUCUACAGGACAUGAAGAGGCCACACCUGAUACUAUUGACUGCCUUUUGGGAACCUCAGCAGUGAAUGGAGAUCCUGACAGUCCUUCUGAUGAUGAAGAACUUCCUCACACUCCUGCUGGACCAAUUAGUGGCCAUUCCCCUACAGGGUCUGAGGGUUCUUUGCAAUGUUUCUCAUUGAGAAAUGGUGAUGUUGCUGGACAAGACCAAGAAAAUAAGGAGGGUGGGACCGACAGAGGAGCAGAAGGGGGAUUCCCUCCACAUACAUCGCACCAGGUAUCCCCCAAUGAAUACCUUGAGGCUAUUGAGGUCCCUAAGGGACCAGGGGAACGUCCUCUUGGAGCAGCUUCACCUAAGCUGCGUUCUAGCUUUCCCACAGAUACACGAUUGAGUGCUAUGCUGCAUAUUGACUCAGAUGAGGAGGAAGACCCAUGUGAAGUCCUCCAGGAAGAGGUUGGAUUGCUGAUGGAUAAGGGGGAGCCGAAGGAAUUAUCUGAUGUUUUAACUGACAUGGAGUCAGAUCAGCAGGGACAAGAGGAACAACAAGAAACAAAUACAGAAAUAGCUGAUGACCCCACAGAGGCUUCAGCUGCUGAGCCAGAGGCCACUGGCCUCAGAAUUACUCUACAGGAAACAGGAGGGGCAGAUGAUCCAAAAGAGGCCCCACUCUCAAGCCAGGAACUGUUUAGUGAAGGCACAGAGAGAGUUGAGAGCACUAGACCUGCCGAAACAUCAGUUGGCUCCUCCUCAUUUGAUGACAAUUCUCACCCAGCAUCCUCUUUACAGAUAAAUGAAGAAUGCUUUAUGGCUUCCUCUGAUGCCAAUCCAACGGAGAAUAAUAUCACUGACACUGCUGCCACAAGGAGUGAUGUAGCUGAUAAAGGAGGUGGAGAUCCUGGGUCUGGCCCAAUAAAUGAUGAGAAUCAAGACGGCCCAGAAAAUGAAGGUGAUAAUGAAGGAGAGGAGAUCUGGCAAAGGAGACUAAGUUUACAGGCAGCUGGUGGCAUGUCCCAGGAGGAACAAAACGUGUCUUUGGGGGCACGAUCCUCUGUGGAUUCAGUGUGUCUCGUCACUCAGUUGGAUGAAGAUACAGGCUCCCGGUUCAAUGGACAUCAGCCAGUGCGGUCCCUCCCCUCAGUACGACAUGAUGUCAGUCGCUACCAGAGAGUGGAUGAGCCCCUGCCCCCAAACACCUUUCCUGCAUAUCAAGAUUGGGAGGCCCGGAUUGACAGUCAUGGACGCAUAUUCUACGUUGAUCAUGUGAACCGCACCACCACAUGGCAACGACCCACUGCCCCCCCUGCCCCCCAGGUGCUGCAAAGGUCUAACUCUAUCCAGCAAAUGGAGCAAUUAAACCGCAGGUACCAGAGCAUUCGCAGAACCAUGACUAAUGAGCAGCCAGAAGAGCAGCUACCUGAAACUCCUUCUGACGACAGUGACCUGAUGUACCACUCCAUCCCUGAGUACCGACGGGAUGGCAGUGUACCCCACUCAAGCUCUCGCACGCGUCUCGCACAGCUCCUUCAAACUCCUAGCGCCAAAUUUCUAACCAGCCCUGACUUUUUCACCGUGUUGCAUUCCAACCCUAGUGCCUAUCGCAUGUUUACAAGUAAUACCUGUCUGAAGCACAUGAUAAGCAAGGUGAGGCGUGAUACACACCACUUUGAACGCUACCAGCACAAUCGUGACCUGGUGGCCUUCCUCAAUAUGUUCGCCAACAAGCAACUGGAGCUGCCCCGUGGCUGGGAAAUGAAGCAUGACCACACUGGAAAGGCGUUCUUUGUGGACCACAACAGUAGGACCACCACUUUUAUAGACCCUCGACUUCCCCUGCAGAGUGCAAGGCCCAGCAGCCUGUUAGCCCAUCGUCAGCACCUAAAUCGCCAGCGCAGUCACAGCGCUGGCGAGGUGGGUGAUGACCCCCGACACGCCAAUCCCCCUGUCCUGCCUCGUCCCUCCAAUACCUUUAACACAAUCAGUCGCACCCAGUAUCAGGAUGUGGUACCUGUGGCCUACAAUGACAAAAUUGUGGCAUUUCUACGGCAACCAAACAUCUUUGAGAUCUUGCAAGAAAGACAGCCAGAGUUGAUCAGAAAUCAUUCACUCAGGGAGAAGGUACAGUUUAUUCGCAGUGAAGGAGUUUCUGGUUUGGCUCGUCUGUCUAGUGAUGCUGACCUAGUCAUCUUACUCAGCUUGUUUGAAGAGGAUGUGAUGUCGUACAUUCCACCGCAUGCCUUAUUGCACCCCAACUAUUGUCAGUCUGGCCGUGGCUCACCGGUUUCUUCCCCACAGAGUUCCCCUGGAACCCAGAGAGCUAAUGCCCGGGCCCCUGCACCCUACAAGCGUGAUUUUGAAGCCAAACUCAGAAACUUCUAUCGCAAGUUAGAAACCAAAGGCUAUGGUCAGGGACCAGGCAAGCUGAAACUGAUUAUUCGGAGGGACCACCUUCUGGAGGAUGCCUUCAAUCAGAUCAUGUGCUACUCCCGAAAGGACCUGCAGAGGAGCAAACUUUAUGUCAGCUUUGUGGGAGAAGAAGGGUUGGAUUAUAGCGGCCCUUCCAGGGAAUUCUUUUUCUUAGUGUCUCGUGAGCUUUUCAACCCUUACUAUGGCCUGUUUGAGUACUCAGCCAAUGAUACUUACACAGUCCAAAUCAGCCCAAUGUCUGCCUUUGUGGACAAUCAUCAUGAGUGGUUUCGAUUCAGUGGACGUAUCCUGGGCUUGGCACUAAUUCAUCAAUACCUUCUUGAUGCCUUCUUUACCCGGCCCUUUUACAAAGCACUGCUGCGCAUUCCUUGUGACCUUAGUGACUUGGAAUACCUGGAUGAGGAGUUUCACCAGAGUCUGCAGUGGAUGAAGGAUAAUGACAUUAAUGACAUGCUGGAUCUUACAUUCACUGUCAAUGAAGAAGUCUUUGGACAGAUCACAGAGCGGGAACUGAAGCCUGGUGGGGCCAACAUACCUGUAUCAGAAAAGAACAAGAAAGAAUAUAUUGAACGUAUGGUGAAGUGGCGAAUUGAGAGGGGUGUUGUGCAGCAGACUGAAAGUCUUGUAAGAGGCUUCUAUGAGGUAGUGGAUGCUAGGUUGGUAUCAGUCUUUGAUGCCCGGGAACUGGAGCUGGUAAUUGCUGGAACUGCAGAAAUUGACCUUGGAGACUGGAGGAGCAACACAGAAUACAGAGGAGGAUACCAUGACAACCACAUUGUAAUUCGCUGGUUUUGGGCUGCUGUGGAGAGAUUCAACAAUGAGCAGAGACUGAGACUCUUGCAGUUUGUGACAGGCACAUCCAGCAUUCCAUAUGAAGGGUUUGCCGCUCUGCGAGGCAGCAAUGGUCCUCGUCGCUUUUGCGUGGAGAAAUGGGGGAAAAUUACAGCACUUCCUAGGGCUCAUACCUGUUUCAACCGCCUGGAUCUCCCUGCAUAUCCAUCAUUCUCCAUGUUAUAUGAGAAAAUGCUGACGGCUGUGGAGGAAACAAGUACCUUUGGCCUUGAAUAAGUACAAGCCUCGGUUUAUCCAAACUAAACUGUUUCACACAUAGAAAUUAUAUUCAUUCCAUGUAUGUUUCCCAAGUUAAAAAUUUAUAUAUGCAUAAAGUCCUUUGUGAAUUUUUUUUUCUUUAAGCAGUUGGGAAUGGUUACAGAGGGACUUGAGAAAAUUAUCAUAUACCAAACUUGGGUGUUUCUGAUUUCACUUUUCCAAUUAAAGCAAGAUCACUUAAGACCGCUUUGUAAGUUUUCCCUCAUAAUGUACUUCAGGCCGUGACUAAUAAAUGUAAUGGAUAUUUUUCUUCCUUAAUGACUUCAUUCAGCCAGAAGGAAAGAAAAAAACUUCAUUCACCAUGUUAAAAUUGCAUUUGAAUGCUUGGUCACUUAAAAAAAUCUUUAUCAAUCCAUUUUCUCCCAAAGUAAUUUAUAGUUUAGGUCAAAUGUUUAUUAUUCAUUCAUUCUGCUAUUGUUAAGUUUCCCCCUCAUUAAUCAUGUAUUGUCAAUGCAUUGCAUUUUUAAUAUUGCUAAAUCAUUGCUUAUAGCAUCCGACAAUUACUUUUUUUGUUCCAAGAAAUUCUACUGCUGUAGUAUCUCAGGAUUGACUAGGCAAGCCAAUUCACAGGCAGGUCAAAUUGUCAUUUUGAUAUCUUGAAAUGCAUUAAAAGUUCUUUCAAUGCUAUCUACCAUAUAAUAUGCCUGAAAAUAACUUUUACAUGUUUAAGCAAUUUAAAUAUAUCUAUGAUAUUCAGAGCAUAAGUACACCAUUUAAAAAUGGAAACCAUUUUAUAUGUAUUAAAGAACAUAAAGUAUCUGAAUCACAUUCUGUGUAUUUUUCAACAAAAUGCCACAUGUGACUGGAGCUCAUUUCAUCCACCUGGUUUGUCGGAUACUAAAUAAUGAUUGUGCCUUACUCUGCUGGAAAGCUCUUUUCAAAAUAUACUCUACGCAUGUUCCAAGAGACAUUUCUACUAAAAUGAGUUUUCCAUUUGUUUAUCUUAAAAUUGGGUUGUCGCCACUUUAAAAAUUGUAGAUUGUUGAUCUGAAAGACAAGUCCUUAAAAGAUAUAUCUAUUCAUCUAUAUUUUAUCAAGUAGUCCAUACUAGAGCGUUUUGCUUUAAUUUUUUUCCUGUUCUUAGGGAGUGAUUUUGAAACAUCUUUUACUGAGAAGUUCAUCAUGCAUUUAAAUGAAGAGUACACUUCAUCUGGCCUUGAAACCAUUGCAAAGCUCCAAGUGUUUUAAAUUCUUGCAAGCCAACUUCAGAUAGGAUAUAUAUUCCACAGCCAAUCAUUGCCAUGUUCAGUUCUUCCAUUUAGGAUUUAACAUGAAAUUUAAGGAAUAAAGCUUUAAUUUGUAUCCAUAAUUGUUAUGGAUCAAUUGGAUAUUAUAAUUUCACUUUCACAAAGUAAUACAGAGGGUUGCCCCCGAUGUCUGCGUGUUUACUUUGAAAAUUAAAGGUCUUGCAUAUUAGUGUUUUUUUGUACACUCAAGAAAAUACCAAAGUAAUUGUGAUUACAUUACAUGGCUAAUAUUUUUAAUUUACUCAUGCUUUUAGCAUGCGUGGUCAUUUCUUAGGCUAAUUAAUGUGCAUUUAUAUCAGAGCUGUUGCUGGCAUAAAACUUGUUUGUUCAUUAAUGUGCCAAGUUCAAUAUGACACGUUUUUUUAAAACAUUUUGUUAAUAUAGCAUGAAUGUAUUUUGCAGAAUUUGAGGAGCGUUACCUUUGAAUUAUUUGUUAGGCUUCUCUGUGAUUCCUUAAAUGUGUAAAUGGUUUUUGUAUAUUUCCAAAACUUGACACUUUAUUAGAAAGUAAGUAAUAAUGAAAAAGACCUACCAUUGAAAUCAGUGCUAUACAUUGCAUGGGUACUGGUGUAAAGAUACUGUAUAUGGUAGAAGGCUACACACAAUUAAAAUGGCAGUUUUAUCAUGUUUCACGAAGUUUAAUAUUUUCUGUUGUGCAUAAUCUAAAUCAUUUUUUUGGUUUUCAUAAUAGAUUUAUAAAAUAUUACCCAAGCUUUGGAUAUUGUAUAUACAUGUUUAUAUACAUUUGUAAGGAUGCUUUUCUCAUGCAAUACAAAAGGUAACAUUUUCAUAAUUUUUUAAAAACCUCAAUCAAUCAGAUUUAAUCUGGCCAAAUUUUCAUGUUUUCAUCUACUGACACUUGUGCUGAGGAACAUGGCCGCUGCAUGUCUUUACUUUGCUGUCUUGUACUCAUAAGAGUUCAAAGGAAUGACAUUUUUGGCAGUGCCUAUGUGAAAGCUCAACUCUAUGCAAGACUUUUCUUCAUUUGUUAUUCAUAACUAAAAAAAGUCACAUUUAAAAGAAAUAACCGUGAGUAGGACAAGAGAGCAAGGGCCAUUAGACUCAUAAAUUGACUUUUUGAAAGUCCUUAUUAGCUAAAUAAAUUCAUGGAAAUGUCCUCAACCCAAUUAAAAAAUAACUGAAGGCCACUGUGGUGCACAUAGCCAAAUCAUUAAAUAUGUAUUUUUGAGUUCCGGACACAGAACCAAAAGUAUGCUCAUGCACAUUGUCCCAUCUUGUUAAGCAAUAGGAUUUAUCCUUUGCGCUUCUGAAAACAUGAAUGAAAGAAAUCAACUAGAAAAAUUCUGGUUCUUUAAAAAAAAGGAAAAAGUGCUAUCAUUACUAGUAACAGCGUAUCUAUGCAAAGUAUCAUCACAAUCUCAAGAACCAUUUAUUCACCUCUGUAACAAUGCACGUUUAAUGCGCAAUCUACAGCUAAUAAAAACUGAAGUAAAA